CACUCCCAGGCAGCACAACUGUUUACACCACCAGACCAGCCACAACCACAGUUGUUUCGACAUCAUCACUGUUUACCCCAACUCCAACAGUAUGUGUCUGCAUUGUCAAUGGGAUUUCAUAUCGUGCUGGGGAAAUGGUGUACAAUGUCACUGAUGGCUUAGGGUGGUGUUUCGUUGCAUAUUGCAGUGCAUCUUGUAAAGUUGAGAAGCAAAACAGUUCAUGUCCCACAACGUCGGCACCCAGCACGACCCCACAUCCUACCACUGCAGAGACCACAGCUGCUUCCACCACAACAUCCCCACUGACAACCACCCUCGACUGCAAUGACGUGAAUCCACCAAGAAAGAAUGGAGAGUCCUGGGAUGUCAACAACUGCACCACAGCUUCCUGCAUCAAUGGCAAGAUCACGGAGACAUCUACUCCCUGUCCCACAGUAAAUAAACCCAUCUGCGCCAAUGGACGCCAAGUUGUUAAAGUUUAUGAUGACAAUGGGUGCUGCUUCCACUAUGAAUGUGAAUGUGUGUGCACUGUCUGGGGUGAAUCCCACUACAAGACAUUCGAUGGAAAAUCAUACAGUUUCAAUGAGAACUGCUCUUACUACCUGGUCAAAGAGAUAAUUCCUAAAUAUAAUCUGACUAUUAUACUAGAUAAACAUGACUGUGAGUCUUCAGACAGCACAUUCUGUCCACAGACUCUCACUGUUACAUACGAAUCAGACAAGGUGGUUUUGACUCAGUCUGAGACUUCAGGAGCAGUAACUAAUGCGGUGUAUGUGAAUAAGAAACGUAUCUAUCCUGCAUACAGAAAUUCUGUGCUACAGCUAACAAGCACAGAUAUGGUGAUCACCCUGACGAUACCGGAGAUCGACACAGUAGUGGUCUAUAGAGGCUCCUCAUUCACCAUCGAACUCUCUUAUUCCAUCUUUGGUGGGAAGACUGAGGGACAGUGUGGGAUCUGUGACAAUUCCCAAAACAACGACUGUCGUUCUCCAAACGGACAUGUGGAAAGCUGCUCAGACACAGCAGGACAGUGGCAUGUCCCAGGCACACCCUGUGUCACACCCACACUACCACCUACUUCAAAACCACCUGGGUCCACCACAAAACCAACAACAACACCGAUUAUUUGCAAACCUGCCAUUUGUGAUAUCAUAUCCAGCAGUGUUUUUGGGGCAUGUCACGAAGUCGUACCCCCAGCACCAUAUGUGGAAUCCUGUAGAUUUGACAUUUGCAAGAAAAACAUCACCUGCUCUAGCCUGGAGGCCUAUGCCACCGAGUGCUCUAAUGCAGGAGUCUGUAUCGACUGGAGGAAUGCAACCAAUGGGCAGUGUGAGCACAAGUGUCCAACUAACAAGGUGUACAAGGCCUGUGGCCCCACUGUAGAGCCCACAUGCAAUAACAGAUACAACCAAAAGUACCAGGAUGGAUCUACUAACAACACUAAGGAGGGUUGCUUUUGUUCUCAUGGCACCAUCUUGUUCAACACAGUCUAUGACACAUGUGUUACCUCCUGUGAUUGCGUUGGACCUGAUGGAAAACCCAAACAGCCUGGGGACUCAUGGACAAGUGGCUGCAACACCUGUAUGUGUGACAAGGAUUCAAUGAGCAUCCAGUGUGAGCCUAUUAAGUGCCCUACAGUAGAGAUCCCCGACUGCAGCGGACCUGGCCAGCAGCUGGUCAACAAGACAGAUGGCUGCUGCACAACACAGUCAUGUGAAUGCAAUGAAAACCUGUGUCCUGGUCCUAUGACCUGCCAGCUGGGCUUCCAAGUCAAGGCCGUCAACAGCACCAACAACACCUGCUGCCAAGCCUACCAGUGUGUUCCUAAAGAUGUAUGUGUCUACGAUAUGACGGAGUACAAGCCUGGUGAGAAGAUACCAACAUCAGAAACAUCAGAACCACCAUUAGUAGCACCAACAACUGCACCAUUAGGAUCUAGACCACCAUCAGCAACCACGGCAGCACCAUCAGGAGGUGGAUCACCAUCAGGUACCACCGCAGCACCAUCAGGAGGUGGAUCACCAUCAGGUACCACCGCAGCACCAUCAGGAGGUGGAUCACCAUCAGGUACCACCGCAGCACCAUCAGGAGGUGGAUCACCAUCAGGUACCACCGCAGCACCAUCUGGAGCUGGAUCACCAUCAGGUACCACCGCAGCACCAUCAGGAGGUGGAUCACCAUCAGGUACCACCGCAGCACCAUCAGGAGCUGGAUCACCAUCAGGUACCACCGCAGCACCAUCAGGGGGUGGAUCACCAUCAGGUACCACCGCAGCACCAUCAGGGGGUGGAUCACCAUCAGGUACCACCGCAGCACCAUCAGGAGGUGGAUCACCGUCAGGUACCACCGCAGCACCAUCAGGAGGUGGAUCACCAUCAGGUACCACCGCAGCACCAUCAGGAGGGGCAGAAACAACACAGGAGCCUACAUCACUGGAGUCUUUGAAACCCGGGCCCUGCCAGGAAUGUUAUUGUGGCCCUAAAGUGGAUCCCAUUACCAAGCUGCACAUAAUCAACUGCAAACCUAUUGUCUGCAACAAAUACUGCUCAGAAGGUUACGAAUAUGAGACUCCAGUUGACAAGUGCUGCGGGGAAUGUGUCCAGAAGAAAUGUAUUUUCACUGGACCUGACAACACAACACAUGUCAUUGAGGUCGACAGCACUUUUGUACCCCCUAGUGACAAGUGUGUGCAAUAUACCUGUGAGAAGAUCAAUGGACAGUUUGUUACCAAGGAGACUAAGACCAGCUGUCCUUACUAUAACCCCUUGGACUGUGAACCCGGCACUGAGACAACUGACACCAAUGGAUGCUGUAAAAGCUGUAAAGUGCGGAGCGUCUGUGAGGUCCAGAGUAAGCAGACAGUCAUUGAGGUGAACAACUGUAAGACCACACAUCCGGUCAACAUGACGUCCUGCGCUGGACACUGUGGUAGCUCAUCCAUAUAUUCAGCAGCAGCUAACAUGAUGAUGCACCAGUGUGAGUGUUGCCAAGAGGCCACCACCAGUAAGAAGGACGUGAAGCUGACCUGCGCUGACGGCUCUGAGAUCCAGCACACCUACACCGUAGUGGAGACAUGUCGCUGCAACAAAGCAGAGUGUGUGCCGGGGACAACAUCCGUCGAUAAGCGUCGCAGAAGACGCUAAUCAAUUACUUGCACUUACGACGGACUGAAAGCUUACAAACACGACGCUACACUUAACCUUUUCUUGUCACGUUAUAUUAUUUAUCGCUAAAUAUGUGCUCUUUUAUAGUGUCACAACAUACGACUGUGAUGUAAACUUCCUUAUUAGGAUUUCUUUGAUGACAAUUAUUAAAAUAUUUCUGCAA
Messenger RNA from Centropristis striata (black sea bass), 3327 nucleotides. RefSeq names its product intestinal mucin-like protein. Lineage: Eukaryota; Metazoa; Chordata; Actinopteri; Perciformes; Serranidae. Gene Ontology annotation, cellular component: extracellular matrix; extracellular region. Bases 135 to 3143 code for a protein of 1002 amino acids. Gene Ontology annotation, molecular function: hormone activity. The transcript has 19 exons. The record is from RefSeq and is a predicted model, not a curated record.